AUGAUUGUGGAGAGAAUACUUUUGGCCGAAUUAAAAGGAAUGCCACAGACUACAACAUAUGAAGAGAAAAGAAUUAUUGUUAUUGGCGCAGCUAGAUUAAUUUCUGAGACAAUUCAAGUACUUGGGAACAAUUAUUCUUUGAUAAUUGAAGUUAUUGUUAAUUUACUUGAGGCUUUUGAACACAAACCUAAAUCAUUAGAUACUGAAGUGCCUGAAGAUGGAGAAGCAAACGAUAUGGAAUAUAAUGAUCCUUACUGCAAAUUAAUGAAUGCCCAGCACAAUGAACCUUUUGCUGCUGAAGUGAUUAACAUUAAAAAGCACUUUGCACAGGCAGUCUUUAUGGCUACUCAAAGCAAUCCUGAAAGUUUGGGAUGUCUGAAUGCGCGUUUAUUGAGCUGUCUUCGUGCCUAUUCGGCAAUGAUUUAAAAAGGAAUAAUUGAAUUGCUUAUUUACUUUACAAUUUUCUUGUUUAUAGUAUUAGACUGGAACGAAAUUUCAACAUAAUUUUUAAACAAUAUUUGAGAUUAUUUACGAGUUUUUUUUUGAUAUUUUAUAUUUAUUUUUGCGAUUU
Messenger RNA from Meloidogyne enterolobii, 571 nucleotides. The record is from the annotation of a GenBank genome assembly. Lineage: Eukaryota; Metazoa; Nematoda; Chromadorea; Rhabditida; Meloidogynidae.